Molecule: messenger RNA, 737 nt
Organism: Thamnophis sirtalis
Lineage: Eukaryota; Metazoa; Chordata; Lepidosauria; Squamata; Natricidae
Source: RefSeq, a predicted model, not a curated record
AUGGAUAAUGGUUGCAGUAAUUGGCCACUGGAUUUUGAAACAAAAAAGGCAUACACUUUCAAAGUAGAAGCCUCAAAUGUGCACCUUGACCAUCGCUUUCAUUCUGUGGGUCCGUUCAAAGACACAGCAACUGUGAAGAUAAAUGUCCUGGAUGUGGAUGAGCCUCCGGUUUUCAGCAAACCAUUUUAUACCAUGGAGGUAUAUGAAGAUACUCCAGUUGGGACCAUUAUAGGAGCCGUGACUGCUCAGGACUUGGACAUUGGAAGCAGUGCGGUCAGGUACUUCAUAGACUGGAAGAAUGAUAUGGAUAGCUACUUUACUAUAGAUGGAAUGGAAGGAACUAUUGCCACAAAUGAGUUACUUGAUAGAGAGAAUACUGCGCAGUACAAUUUUUCAAUAAUUGCAAGUAAAGUUAGCAAUCCACUCUUGACCAGCAAAGUUAAUGUCAUCAUAAAUGUCUUGGAUGUCAAUGAAUUUGCUCCAGAAAUUACAGUACCCUAUGAAUCUUAUGUGUGUGAAAACGCACGGCCGGGACAGGUAAUUCAGGUUAUUGGUGCGGCAGAUAAGGAUUUGUCUCCUCCUGGGCAAAAAUUUUCUUUUCGACUAUCUCCUGAAGUUACUACAAAGCCAAAUUUCACAAUCCACGAUUUCACAAAGAAGAAACGCCAGCAAGGACUUUGAGGACACAUCUGAAGAGAUAGAUGAAUUACUCACUAACCUGACCUUGAAUUCUCAAA